Molecule: messenger RNA, 4766 nt
Organism: Dermochelys coriacea (leatherback sea turtle)
Lineage: Eukaryota; Metazoa; Chordata; Testudines; Dermochelyidae
Product: transmembrane protein 180-like
Exons: 7
Coding region: 216-1538 (440 amino acids)
Source: RefSeq, a predicted model, not a curated record
ACCUGCCCGGCGGAUAACCAAUCGCAUGCCGCCACUCAGAGAUCGACCGGAACGCCGACCAAUCACGUGCAGAAAGCCUCCCCUCAGCCAAUGGAGUGCGGGCGGGGGGAAGGGUUUGAGGAAAUUAAGUUCUGCCCCCCGAGUGAGUUGCGCAGCCUCCGGCCGGAGGGCGGAGACAACGAGUCGAAGAAGAAGAGACAUUCACAAUUUGGAAAAUGAAGUUUGUUUUAGGAAUUCAUCCUAAUGCCCUGGCAUAUUCCAUGACCACACUAGGUGCUGGAAUGAUGAACAGUAUCUUUAAUUUCUACUAUGUUAAGCUUUUCUUAAACCAAUACAAGAUUUCAGAAGGAGCAUUUCAUCAAGCACAGGUAGUUUUUAUGAUCUGGAAUGCCAUUAAUGACCCUCUCUUCGGGUAUAUUCAAGACAACUCCAAAGUCCCAUGCUGCUCAAGACGUCAGUUUUCAAUUUUAUAUGGAGCACCAUUGUAUGGUUUAGCUUUUCUGCUUCCCUGGUUUCCUUGGAAACAUUAUCAGGAAGGUGACUGGCUUAAUGGUCUUCACCUUAUUGUUGCUUUAUGUGCUUUUGAUGGCUUGCUUACAUUUGUGUUGCUAGCACAAUGUGCUCUCUUUGCAGAGAUUUCAACUAGACAUGAAAGUAGACUUCAGCUUAUUAAAUAUAACCAAGUAGCAACAUUAGUUGGAUCAACCAGCAUUCUUUUUUGUGGUCUAAUAUCAGAUAAUAUGGAAAAUUUUGCCUAUUUUCAAACCUUUACUGUUUUGGUUGCAGCACUAGCAACUGCUUGUAUGUGUUACACUGGCAUAUAUAGCACUAGUCAGUAUGAACAGAGAGAAACUCCUGUGGAGAACACUAGCUUAGAAAAUAAUGAUAAUGCUCUCUCCUGGUCCUCUGUAAUUUCAUUGACCAAACAGAUAAUGACACAGAAAAACUUUAUACUUUUUGUGACCAUGAACUUCUUUCAAGUCUUCCACCUAGCCUUCUGCAACAAUUUCAUGAUGAUUUUUGCGGAUAAUCUCAUCCCUAAGGAUGUCCUUUCCUCUUUUAUAAGAAGCAUCAUGUAUGGGGCUGGCUUUAUUUGUCCUCAGUGCCUUGUGCUUCUCAGUCAUACUUUGCUGAAGAAGUUUGGAUAUUACAGGAUCAUCUUGUUUUCCUUUUACUUAGAAGGAAUAGCUGCUGCUGUCAUGUUUUUUCUAGGACCAGAACGCUACUACCUGCUGGCUGUUUAUCUCACAACAAACAUGGUAACUGUUCAAGCGUCAUUCAGUUUGUUUAAUCUGCCCUUGGCAGAUAUUGUUGAUGCAGACUUAAUAAAACACAAACGGAGAUCACCACUUUCCUCCAUGGUUUUUGGUACCAAUGCUUUAUUUACUAAGCCUGCCCAGUCUUUGGCUCCUAUGCUUGUGGUUACAAUACUAAAUCAAUUUGGAUAUGAGAACCUGAAUAAUAAAUUUUCUCAGCCUGAUCCAAGUGCAAUUGUAUUUAAACUAAAUCAGGAUAUCAUUAGUAUAAAGGCAAGGUAGGACUUGGCACAAUCUUUUUCUUUUCUUUAGAAAAAGGUAAAAUGCUUGUUAAAGGUUGACAUUCUUAAUACUGAAAAUUGCAGUCCUCUUUAAUAUACAGAAGGGUAAAAUGCAGGCAAAAGCUGUGUAGCUUCACUAUAGCACCCUGCCAAAUUUGCCUCAGCCCCUUCCUGAAGGAACUUUAUAUAGGUAAAUAGUUUACCAAUUCAGUUCUUGGAUUCCCUGCUGGAACUGCCAACAAGAAAGCUAAUUAAUGCCAACCAUGGUGGUAGUUUUUGUGAUGCAUAUACUUAUUUACUUGGAAAUGGAAAGCACCAUUGAACCCAGGCCAGUAAAUAACUAUCAGAUGCUAAAUUGUGAUCACUAACAGUAAAUACUGAAUAUGAACCACUGACCUACCUAUGAAAAGUCCCAUCUCCUGUAACCAAUUGUCUAAGCAGUUAAGUAAUUCCCUUAGUACAACUUUAAUAUUUAAGUUUGUGCCUUGUCUUUCUCACUUGGUAUUAACAUGUGCACAAUUUAUUUAAAACAAUUGUUUAACUUGGAAUAAACUGUGAUUAUAUUGUGUUAUAUAUUUGGAACCAAAUCCUGGUUCCAUUGAAGUCAAUGAGGCCUGGAUUCGGCCUUUUUUGAUUGACUCAUAGGGUUUGAUCCAAAGCCCAGUGAAGUUAAUGGGAGUUCUUCCACUGACUUCAAUCAGCUAUGGAUGAGGCCCAUAGUAGUCAACUUAAACAAUCAUUCUGUUAGUCUCCCAUCUCAUCUCACAGUGCUAAGGAAAAAUAGAAAAUAACGUACUCUUCUUCUUGGAGACUGAAGAAUUUUUUCAGAGACUGUCUCACCUUGAGUUCAGUUACUUGAUAUUUCUUAAUUAGAAUCCAAUAAUUAACAGAUUGCCAGUGGAUAAUUAUCACAGCUGCUAGACAAAUGCCUAGAUGUGUUUCAAGCUGUCAGAAACCAGCCUGUUCAUAAAGCAGUUAUUUUAAUUAUAUAUUAUAAUUUGUAAUACAUAGUUGUUGAUCUGCUUCUUUAUGUAUUACUCCUUAAUAGGGCUUUAGAUUAGGAAAUAUCUUUGCAUGUAUAAGGAUGCAGAAGCCAGAAUCUCAAUGUAACUUUAACAUGUAAUAUAUAUGUAUGAUUUAAUUUUUUAUUUUCCCCUAAAAAACAAUAAAACUGAAUUAAUCUUAAUAUUUUGGUAAAUGCAUAUAGUUUCAUGCAUUAAUCAUGACCUGCUCAUAGCAUUUACCAGGCAUAAGUACAUUAUACAUAGUUAAUGUCUCAGAUUUUUAACUUUUAAAAAUACCAAUAUGUCCAUAUUGUUGUAUUUCCACUUUCUCCCAGUCUUUUAUUCAUUCCCUUUAAAAAAAACUUUAAUCGUACAAAACUUUAUAGGAUUUCCUGCUCUGUAAGGUGAUAUUGUUUAAUACUAAUUUUUAUAUUACCUACCACCGUUGUGUAAUAGACUACUUAAUGGAUCUGUUAGCUUGUCGAUAGCAUAUUAAUAUGCACUCUACUUAUCUUACUCAGCUCAUUUAUUAAUAGCUUAUUUUCUACAAACUACUUUGUGUUGGGGGAGCAAGGGGCAUAAAUAAGUUUAAGGGAGGAAUGAUAGAGCAGUACAUACAUUCAACUCUAUUUUCUGAUUGUAUUUGGCAAUUGCUUUUAUGUUUCUGAAUAGUGAGAAACCAUAUUCCCACUGUGACAUUGGGGAUACAAAAAAUUGGUUAUUUUCAUCCACAGUUUGUAUUUAUAUGCUACUUUUAAUAAAGAUUGUUUAAUCAGAAUCAAACAAGCUGAAUAUCUAUACAUUGAGCUUUUGGUAAAAUACAGAAAAACAUGGGGAUUUUUAUUCCUUACUCACAAGAAUUCAUAUGGUUAUUUUCAUGUUUUUUCUUCCAAAGUAAACCUGCUAUUUACUUCCUUUUAAAAUUGACUGUGCUGAAUAAUCAGAACUAUUUUUUUUAAUCUAUUAAGAAUUGACUAAAGGGGGUGAAAACUGCAUCUUAGGAAAACUGACAUUUUUACCUUCUUUUCCAGUUUGUUUUUAGGUCUUCAUGAUGCUAUGUUCUAUUUGAUCUGUCUGGUUCCACUUUGCAUUGCAGUUAUACAGAUUCUGACGUGGACUCCCUUCUCCAUACAGAACAGUCAUAUGACAGGCAUACAUUGAAUCUUUAACACUUAGUCUGUACAAGAAGGAUUUAGAUUUUGUGUUGAAUUGUACACAGUAGAAUUAAUACAUUUCAAAUGUGAAAAAGCAGAAUUGUACUUAAUGGACUAUUAGACCAAAUGCAAUCUGAGCCAUUAAAUUAAAUCAGUCAUCUUUUUAUGGUGGCUAUAAAACAUAUCAUAAAGCAUUCCCAGCCUUAACACAAAGCCUAUACUUAGCCUUUUCUAGUUCAGUUACCAUACAUAUGGCAAUUGUAGGAAUGCUGGCAAUCUCCAGGGGACUCUACUGAGCAUACUGAGGAAGUGUCUUUACUCACUCCAUUGCUAAAGAGAUAAAGGCAUGUCUGUUGUGUAUAGAUAUUACUGGAUUUUGAGGAGAGUUAGCAUGUUGCAAUGGAUAUGGCACCAGACUGGAAACCUAGUUCCCAGCACUACCACUGAUGUGCUGUGUGUCCUUGAAGGAAGUCACAGCAAUGCUCUGUGCCUCCAUUUCCCCACUUGUAAAAUGGGAACAAAGAUACUUACCCAUCUUUGUAAAGUAAUUUGAGAUCUACAGAUGAAAAGCACAGUAUAAGAGCUAAAUAUUAUUUAGUGAAUGCAUGCGUAGUUGAGGAAUCUGAGGACUUAAGUUAAAGUUCAAGAAAUCAGAGAUAUAAUGAAGUCUUAAGUUAUGGUUACAUUUUCUGCGUCAUGCCAGAGAAACAGUUAUCAACAUGUUUCCAAAGUCUUCUAUAUUUAUAUAUCAAAAGAAUCCUAACAAAAAAUGUUAUCCAUGGACCUGGAUUCUUAAAUUGUCUUUUAUAAUACAACAUUAUUUAUAUACAUGGAUUUUCUGCCUAUUGAUCAUAGUCUAUUUUAAAAAACAAAUUGUAUAACUUGCCUUCCAAUUUAGAAGGAUUAGGGUUCCUGCUGUUUUGUGGACAUAGUUUUUAAGGAGAAAACCUGAAGAAAUGUAAAUGACUUUUACCUGUGAUUCACUGUAUACAUCUAAGUUUUCUUCUUGGUUACUCCUUCCAGUUUGGUAAUAAAGAAGUUGUAUUACAAAUAUUCUUUCCUUAUACUCUC